This is a messenger RNA of Eucalyptus grandis, 3877 nucleotides long. RefSeq names its product disease resistance protein RPV1-like. The transcript has 5 exons. The record is from RefSeq and is a predicted model, not a curated record. NCBI's taxonomy places the organism in Eukaryota, Viridiplantae, Streptophyta, Magnoliopsida, Myrtales, Myrtaceae. Bases 2366 to 3772 code for a protein of 468 amino acids.
CCUUAGCUCUCUUGUUCACUCAUCAUAGCGGCAAAGGAACGAUCUUCCUGUAGUCUGCAGCCUUUGAUCCACGUUGAGGCGACUGAGUCGAAGCUUCUUGGCUGAUCUCUACCUGGAUUCGCUGAGGAGAGCCCUGCCUCAACUAAAACACGAGGCACUUCGUGAAGGGGGAAAGGACAAAAGAUUUUUCCUUAAAGCUGCUAAAACAAUUUGAGGUUAAGGUUUCCGAGCAGAUUUGGCGUGGUCCUCGAAGCUUUCUGAAUUCUCCACGAUCGAUUUUCAUAGGGGAUGCGUUGCUUCUUCUCUUGCUUCCGCGUGUAGGAGGACGACGAUCGCUCAGCUCCCUCGCUCCAUUCCCUACCAGAAACCCCCGAAAUGGAGAAGUCAUCAGGAUAUGAUUACGAAGUAUUUUUGAGCUUUAGAGGACCAGACACUCGUUUGGACAUUGCUGAUUACCUUUACGUCAGCAUGAUUGAUGCUGGAAUUCGGGCAUAUAGGGACAAUGAAGAGCUCCGUACCGGGGAAGAGAUCGGUGGCCAGCUUCUCCAAGCUAUUCAACACUCUAAGAUCUCAAUACCAAUCUUUUCUAAAGGAUAUGCUGAUAGUCCAUGGUGCCUCAGGGAGUUGGUCAAGAUGGUGGAGAGCAAGAACACAGGGGGACAAAAGAUCAUAUGCCCAUUUUCUACAAUGUCACGCCAUCUGAGGUCAAAUACCAGAAUGAGCACUACGGCAACGCCAUUGUUUCUCAUUUAAACAAGAAGCGGUUCGAUGAUGAGACUAUCAACAACUGGAAGGCUGCUCUUAAAGAGGUUGGAGAACUAAAAGGAUGGGAUCUCCAUAGCAUGUUAAACAGGUAUUUAAUUAUAUCACAUACAAACUGUUUGUUCCGGAUGCAUUAUUUUGCUCAGCUAAACCACAUGUCUUGAUGCUAUUUCCUCCAAUACUAUCAGAGGCAAAGGUGAAUUUGUGAAAGAAGUUGUCAAUGAUGUUUUGACUGAGUUGAAAACUGCUUACUUGGAAGUAUCCGAUUGCUUUGUCGAAGUAGACAAUCAUGUGGAUGAAAUCAUGAGGAUGAUAGGUGCACACAGCUGUGAAACAAAGAUUGUUGGAAUCCAUGGUAUGGGUGGUGUGGGAAAGACGACUCUUGCCAAAAUAGUGUACAAUCAACUUUCUAAUGAUUUUGUUAAUUAUUGCUUCCUUUGUGACAUUUGAAAAACAGAGAUUACACGCUUGCAGAAUCAGCUCUUAUCAGACAUCCUUAAAAAGAAAUGGCCUGAUAUAAACAAUGUCAUGGAAGGGAAAAAGGAGAUAAAAGAAAGGUUACGCUCUAAAAAAGUGAUUCUUCUACUUGAUGAUGCUGAUGAUGCAAGUCAACUUGAUCCGCUCGUGCAGAAGCAUGAGUGGUUUGGCAAGGGAAGCAAGAUUAUCAUUACAACUAGAGAUAGAUGAAUUCUCAAUGUUGAUGAGACUUACAAACUUACUGGCAUGGAUUUUGAUCAUUCUCUUAAACUUUUUAGCAAACAUGCAUUUAGAAGAGAUUAUCCCCUAGAGCAAUACAUUUCUCACUCUGAAAGGGCAGUAAAUAUGUGUAACGGUCUUCCUUUAGCUCUUGAGGUAAUAGGUUCUCUUUUAUCUGGAAAAAGCGAAGAGGAGUGGGAUGCCACAUUAAAGGAGCUAGAAGAAUCUCCUCAAGAGAAUGUUAGAAAGAAGUUAAUGAUCAGCAUUGAGGCCUUAAAUGAAAACCAAAGAAAAAUAUUUCUCGAUGUUGCUUGUUUUUUCAUUGGAUAUGGUAAAAGAAUUGUGAUUCACUUGUGGGAAAGUUGUAAGUUUCUUCCUCAUCAAUCUCUUGGAAUCCUCAAGCAAAGAUCUUUGAUAAAGAUUAGAGACGAUAACCAAAUGUGGAUGCAUGAUUGGUUAAGAGAUAUUGGAAGAACUUUUAUAGAAGAAGGAAGUGAUAUGAAACCAGAGAACCGGCAAUGGGUGUGGACUCAUGAGCAAGCAUUGGAUGUUUUAGAGAAAAUGCAGAGUGGAGGUGGUGUUCAUGGAAUUGGAAGCAUUGAAGCAUUAUGUCUUGAGCUUCUUGAACUAACUAGAUACUCCUUGAUGAAAGAAUUCUUAGAAAGUCUUUCAAAUCUAAGGUUCCUUCGAAUGGACUCUAACUUCAAAGAUCCAAUCUCACUAUGGUUUUUGAGGAGACUAACGAAUGGUCGUAUAAAAAAUAUUUGGAGGUCAAAUUUUCUUGGACCUAGAAUUUUAUCAUAACCUAGGCCCGCUUAUCCUUCCGGAGUCGAGAUUUAUCCUUCCGGAAUUGAGAUGGCUAUCAUGGAAUAACAUCCCUUAUUCUAUUAAAUUGUCUCAUAUUUCCAUGAGGAAGCUAGUAAUCCUUGAUUUCUCAAGAAGUAAAAUCGAGGCAACAUGGCAUGGCUGGAGCCACAUCAAGUUGGCAGAGAAUUUGAAGGUCCUAAAUCUGUCUAGAUGCGAGCUUUAUAAAACUCCAGAUUUGUCUUCUCAUAAGAAAUUAGAGCAACUGAUUUUCGAAGGAUGUGAGUGUUUGGUUGAAAUUGAUUCGUCCAUUGGUCACCUUAAAAACUUAGUCUUCUUAAACUUGAAGGACUGUAAAAGUCUCCAAAAGCUACCGGACGAGAUGGGGGCACUGGAAUCUUUGAUAGAACUUCUUCUUGACUCUACGUCUAUAAAAGAGAUCCCUGAAUGGAGAAGGAUGAAGAAUGUGAAAAUUCUUAGCUUGGUCAAUUGUACAUCAUUGAAUAAAUUCAGUUUCGUUGGUUGCUCAGCAUCAGCAGCGAAGCUCUCAUUAGUGGAUAACCAUUUCAACUCAUUGAUUGAGUUAAAUCUAUCGAGCACUGAUGUUAGGGUGUUACCAAAUUCAAUUGGGUAUAUGAAGAAAUUGAAAGUGCUAAAGCUACGCGAUUGCCCCAUAAGAAAACUACCGGAUGACAUUGGAAUGUUGGAGAAGCUCGAACAGCUAGAGGCAGGGGGAAUAUAUCCAAUAGAAUUGACAAAGAUUCUCAGUGAUAUUGGGAAGCUACCAAUUUUGAAAAUAUUGGUGUUAGCAAACUGUGAAAUUCCAACGAUGCCUCAGCUUCCAGAAAGUUUGAUUGCACUAUCCAUUCAAAUAGACUCAAUGAAGACAAUGUCAGACCUCUCAAGCCUAUUAAAUUUGAGAAAUUUGAAGUUGAAAUUAACAUUUGAGCAUCCUUUAAAACUUGAAGUAGAUCCAAGUUCUUGGGGGAUUGGAAGAUUAUGGAUGCUUGAGGUCUUGCACUUGAGUUGUCCUGAUAUUGAGACCUCAUCUUUCGAUCUUGUUCUUCUUUCUAAGUUGAAGAAACUCUUUAUCCAUUGCGCCAAUUUGCAAUGCCUACCUAGGCUUCCGACAAAUUUGUCAUACUUACAUAUCUGGUUUUGCCAUAAAUUAAAAGUGACAAAUGGUUUUUCCAAUCUAAAAGCAUUAUCAGUUUUGGAAAUUAAUUCUUGUAAGGAGCUAAUAGAGAUUGAAGGCCUUGAAGGCUUGGAGAACCUGAGAACAUUAAAGCUCCAGUUUUUAUCACUAGCGAAGUUGCCUAAUCUAACUAGCUUGAAGAAGCUUAAGGUAAUUAAUGUGUUUUGUUGUUCUGAGUUGGUAGAGGUUCCAGAUUGUCCAGAAUCAUUGGAGAUACUUGAGAUUGAAUUCUGUCCUAGAGUACAAAAGUGGCCUGAUCCAUCAAGAUUGAACAAUCUGAAAGUUCCACUUCAAUGUAAAAUGGAACGGAGUUGAUUGCAAUUUACAAUCUUUUUCUCUUCUUCUUUUUCCAGUAAUGUUCACGUUUAUCUUUUGAAUAUUUCAGAUUAUAUAUCUUAACAAGUGUGGUCUCUUUGGUUU